AGCUUCUUUCGUAAGCAAAAUGAUCAAGCAAACUAUCCUCAGCAUCCUCUUAGUUUGUAGAGCUACCAGUGAACCCAGCAACGUGCCUCCUCUUGGCUCAUACCGUCAGUUUGAUCCGUCCACCGGUCUCUCUAAAGACGACCUAGUUGUCACUGUCAAUAGCGACGAGAAAGGAAAGAGGUUAAUCACGGUUUACAUCGCAAAAGAUGACGACAGUAAAGUCGAUUUACAGUCUAUUAUUUAUCAGAUCGACAACGUCCCCCUCAAGAUGACGAAGAGCUCAGGUGACCUCUACAGCGUGGACUAUAGCUCCCCGGUCGCUAAGAGCACGUUGUAUCCCUAUGGUGCUAUCGAUUUCAAGCUAGACUAUGAUUCUUCUAAGCCGAGGUUCAUCUUAACUCACCGACCGACUCAUACCAAGUAUACGCUCGUAUUACCGUGGCUGGUAUUAUCGGGUGAGGAUCACUCAAAAAAGCUGCGAGGAUUAGCGGAGCCCUCCAGUGGCGGUAUUAAGGCCAAAAAAUAUUGUGGUGUUGGUGACCACAAAGAGGAUACUAUUCAGAUGUAUACCGAGAAGGGGCGUCUUCAAGCUUUCUUUCAAAAUGCAGUGGAUUCUUCUAUCUAUGGGCAAGUAUGCGAAAUAUCGGUCAUUACUAACUAUGCAUUGUCAGGGAGAUACCUCUUUUUCGACAAGUUCGUGAAUGACACGUCUGUUUCAGCUUUCAUCAAAGUUGGCUUUUCGAUUAUCAAAGAUGAGACAGCCGACUCUUAUGCUGUCACAUACAAUGGGGAUAAUGAGAGCCGUGUGGUUUUUGAAAGGUGUUGAUGGUAGCUCUCUGCGAAUGCGAGGUGCAUUCUGGAGUCUGGAGGAACACACUCAAGAUGCCAUUUUAUGUGGAAUUCUCAGGGAA
Molecule: messenger RNA, 911 nt
Organism: Perkinsus marinus ATCC 50983
Lineage: Eukaryota; Perkinsozoa; Perkinsida; Perkinsidae
Exons: 1
Source: RefSeq, a predicted model, not a curated record